Molecule: messenger RNA, 234 nt
Organism: Parnassius mnemosyne (clouded apollo)
Lineage: Eukaryota; Metazoa; Arthropoda; Insecta; Lepidoptera; Papilionidae
Source: the annotation of a GenBank genome assembly
AUGAAAAAAGUGAGUGCAAGAUGGGUACCGAAACUUCUUUCAGCGGUACAGAGACAGGAAAGAGUGCGCUGCGCUUCGGAGUUUUUGGAUCUUUGUGGCGAAAAUCCAAAGACUGUGAUCGAGCGGCUAGUGACUGGUGAUGAAACUAUGAUCUUGUAUGAAACAUGUUGCCGCUCGGCUAGUCCCAAAAUACCUGAAUUUUCUCCAAAAACUGUAUCCCAUAAGAAUUGCUGA